Gongylonema pulchrum is the source of this 675-nucleotide messenger RNA. The record is from the annotation of a GenBank genome assembly. Lineage: Eukaryota; Metazoa; Nematoda; Chromadorea; Rhabditida; Gongylonematidae.
AUGGACUGUGGUCUGUUGGGUGAAGGUAUUGCUUGCAGCCUGUACGAUGCGCUGAAGCGACAAAUUGCAUUCUCUCCAAUCAUUAUACCGCAAAAAGUAAACCAGUUUCGAUAUGGUUUUUCCCCCUUCUCUCCGGAAAGCUCUGUGCAUAGCCAUGAUCAGGCCACUGUUUAUGGGUGCAUUAUCGAGUGUCCUGCUGUAACAGAUGAAAAUAUUGCAAUUUUUGGUGGGCAGCGCUUCGUUUCGGAUUCCGUCUUAUCACCAUACAAUGCCAAAGAUAUAUCGAUGGAUCUGGAGCCGUACUGGUGUUGUGCGGCGAAUGAAAUUCGCGGUGGUUACAAAAUUCUGAGUGAAGUAGUCGAAAUUUUUAACAUUUCAUUUGCGGCUCGUUCACAAUUGGAAAAACUCAACGAGCAUGUUGUGGUGGAUCUUCAUACGGCGCCCAUCACUUGCAGUGGUACUGCACAUUCUAUCAUGGCCUGGUUUCGCUGCGAGCUAUUUCCCGGUGCGCCAAUUUUAAAUACAAGCCCAGAGAGCAAAAGUUGUUGGCAGCAAGCAUUUUAUCCAUUGCCGAAACCACUUUACUUAGAAAAAGGCUUCCUUUGCACACUGGAAGUGAACGCGUUCAGGGAUCAUCUGCUUUGCUCUCUUCGUAAUGUUAUUGUCCCGGAAAAU